Messenger RNA from Trichomonas vaginalis G3, 519 nucleotides. RefSeq lists its product as uncharacterized. The coding region runs from base 1 to 519 and encodes 172 amino acids. The record is from RefSeq and is a predicted model, not a curated record. NCBI's taxonomy places the organism in Eukaryota, Parabasalia, Trichomonadida, Trichomonadidae. The transcript has a single exon.
AUGCUUGCAUUCGCGAUUCUUACAUCGUCGAGUAUUACUCACAGACCACCACCAAGACCAAGGCCACCUCAACGCCAUCCAAGGUAUUACGCAUCAACAGCAGAAACAGAAAAUGACUGGGGUGGUUUUAUCUCACAUGUUGGUGGUGGCGGUCGCAUUUACAAUCAAAGAGCAGAAUCUAAUAGAAUUGGAAUAUAUUACCCACAAAUUCGAGUCCCAAAAAUUCGCAUUAAAUACCAAGAGGCAGAAUCUAAUGGAUUUGGAUUCCCAAGACCACAUCCACUCCCACCUGUUCGCCCUCAUUUCCAAAAAGCAGAAGAAGAUUCAGAGAAUUACCACGAACUUUUCGUUCCAAUAGUUCAUGACGGCAAAGUCUAUUUCCAAAGAGCAGAAUCUAAUGAAUUAUACCUAAGACCAUGCGUUCCUUUACCCAUUCCAAGAAGGAGAAGGAAACAAACUAAUUCUCUUGGACCAUGGGGUUUACCAAGAUUUCCAAUCCCAUUUCCACGUCCAUUUUAA